Molecule: messenger RNA, 2790 nt
Organism: Egretta garzetta (little egret)
Lineage: Eukaryota; Metazoa; Chordata; Aves; Pelecaniformes; Ardeidae
Gene: ZBTB46
Product: zinc finger and BTB domain containing 46
Exons: 10
Coding region: 385-2790 (801 amino acids)
Biological process (GO): regulation of transcription by RNA polymerase II
Molecular function (GO): RNA polymerase II cis-regulatory region sequence-specific DNA binding; DNA-binding transcription factor activity, RNA polymerase II-specific; protein binding
Source: RefSeq, a predicted model, not a curated record
GGAGAAGAGACAAGGGGGCAUUUUAACAGCAGCUCCACUUGCGAAUAGCCAGCCUCAAUCCCGGCUCCAGCAUUAAAACCCUUUCCGCCCCCUAAAAACCAGCAUCCGUGCAAGUUGGACCAAGAGUUUGUCAGGAGUGUGGUUCAAAACUGCUUGGAAAAAGGGAUGAGGACAUCUGAUGAACCAGUUGGAGCUUGUUACCAGAGACCAUUCUCCUCUAUCCAUUAAAUCGUGCACUAUCCAGCUGUGAAACAUCGUGACGUUUAUUUUUGCUAACAGUAAACAUUUUUAAAUAUUGUUCUGUCUUUCUCCUACAAGAGUUCGUGCCAGUGCUAUUGGAAGGUUGCAGAAAAGUGCACUGCCUGUGCUGCCCUAGGGCUGUUGAUGUCCUCAGCUGUUGUAGGAGAAACACUAGACCUGGAACCCAGUUUGUUACUGGACUUGUGGAAGAGGAAACACAAAGAUUUCCAGAUGAAUAACCGAAAGGAAGAUAUGGAGAUUGCUUCCCACUACCGUCAUCUGCUGCGUGAGCUUAACGAGCAGAGACAACACGGCAUCCUCUGCGAUGUUUGCAUUAUAGUGGAGGGGAAGAUAUUUAAGGCUCACAAAAACGUUCUGCUUGGGAGUAGUCGCUACUUCAAAACGCUGUACUGCCAGGUACAGAAAACCUCCGACCAGGCCACAGUCACCCAUUUAGACAUUGUAACUGCACAAGGCUUCAAAGCAAUCAUUGACUUCAUGUAUUCCGCACACCUAGCGCUGACCAGCAGAAACGUCAUCGAGGUGAUGUCAGCUGCUAGCUAUCUGCAAAUGACAGAUAUUGUACAAGCCUGUCACAAUUUCAUAAAAGCAGCUCUCGACAUAAGCAUAAAGUCAGAUGCCUCGGAUGACCUCGUCGAUUAUGAACUUGGAGCCCCUUCCAGCAGCAGUACGGAUGCUUUGAUUUCAGCAGUUGUGGCAGGCAGGAGUAUAUCUCCCUGGUUAGCUCGGCGGACAAGUCCGGCAAACUCCUCUGGAGAUUCAGCUAUUGCCAGCUGCCACGAAGGAGGGAGUAGCUACGGAAAAGAGGAUCAAGAACCAAAAACAGACAGCCACGAAGACAUUUCGUCCCAGUCUCUUUGGUCUAGUGACAUGGGCUAUGGGUCUUUACGUAUCAAAGAGGAACAGGUUUCACCGUCACAUUAUGGAGGGAGUGAACUACAUUCUGCCAAGGAUAGUGCAAUACAGAACGUGUUCUCAGAACAAGGAGUAGGGGAUGGCUGGCAACCCACUGGGCGCAGGAAGAACCGAAAAAAUAAAGAAACUGUGCGGCAUAUUACGCAGCAAGUGGAGGAUGACAGCAGGGCAAGUUCUCCAAUGCCAUCUUUUUUACCUGCCUCAGGAUGGCCAUACAGCAGUCGAGACCCAGGUGCUGACGUGACAGUAACGGAGCCCAGCAGCUCCGACAGCAGAGUGGAGCGGUCGGACCCCUACGCGAACGUCGACGAAGCCCUCAUGGGUGGAGAAGCCAGCUACAUAUCUCAGCCCCUGACUCCGGAGAAGGAGGAUGCUCUCCAGGCUGCCACCGUCGCCAACCUGCGCGCGGCUCUCAUGAGUAAGAACAGUUUGCUGUCUCUGAAAGCCGACAUGCUGGGAGAGGAUAGUUCUCUGCUGUUUGAGUACUUACCCAAAGGCACGCAUUCUCUCUCUCGGCCUGGCACCAACUUGAAUCGUUCAAGGGGCGAAUGUGAUGGCAAAGUGGAAGCACCAUCCCCCCCGCUGCCUUCAUCACACCUUGCCACUCAGAGCCCCCCUGAGAUCUGCUCUUCUGGUGAAAUGUCACCAGAAGCCAUGAUAAAAGGAGAGGUGCCUUCCUCGGCCCAGGCCACUUAUGAUGGGUUUUUAGCACUUUGGCGGUUUGAUAACUCUGAUUUGGACACGAGUUUCUCGAGAUCUGAAGACACGGACGUAACCGCUGAUGGCCUGUUCCUGGAUUCAGCCUUAGCCAAGAGGCUGACCUGUGGUUUCUGCAGGAGGGUUUUCCAGUGUGCUGAAGAGCUGAAGGAGCACAUCCACGAGCACGCUUUCUCCAUGCUUCUCCCGUUCGACUUGGUUGACUGCUCCCGGCCCGGCCUUGCUGACAGUGUGCCUCCUGGCCAGCUCGCCCGCUUCCAGUGCUCCAAAUGCCCCGCCAGCUUCACUCUGAAGUCCAACAUGGAUCGGCAUGAAAAGACCAUCCACUUCAACUUCAACGAGUUCACCGUCAUCAGGAAGAAAUUCAAGUGCCCGUACUGCAGCUUUUCAGCCAUGCAUCAGUGCAUCCUGAAGAGACACAUGCGAUCCCACACGGGAGAAAGACCUUAUCCCUGCGAGAUCUGCGGGAAGAAGUUCACCCGCCGGGAGCACAUGAAGCGACACACCUUGGUCCACAGCAAAGAUAAAAAAUACGUCUGCAAAGUGUGCAACCGAGUGUUCAUGUCUGCGGCCAGCGUGGGGAUUAAGCACGGCUCUCGCCGCCACGGAGUUUGUGCCGAUUGCUCGGGUCGAGGCAUAGCUGGUCACCUGGACCACAACGGAGGAGAAGGGUCUCCGGACGAGUGCUACCCCGGGGAAGGCCAGUACAUGGAAGACCCAGAUGACAUCAAAGUGGAAGGAGACGAGGAGAUGGGCGACGAUGACGACAUCAAGUGGAAGGAUGACGUAGGAAUGUCACAAGAUGAUGUGAUUUUAGAUGAUGACAAAGAUGUCGACUCUCCGCAGGAGCAGGACAACUCUGGGGAGAACGACAAGGAUUUUACCUGGAUUUCUUAG